Messenger RNA from Schistosoma rodhaini, 1289 nucleotides. NCBI's taxonomy places the organism in Eukaryota, Metazoa, Platyhelminthes, Trematoda, Strigeidida, Schistosomatidae. The record is from the annotation of a GenBank genome assembly.
AUGGGUUUCACAGCUAAUGAACCAAGAUAUAAUGUUUUUGCUCGUGAUCUAUUAGAUAUAUCAGCAACUGGAACGAAUGAUUAUUUAUCAUCUCCAAUAAGUGUGUUUUUACUUCUAACAACACUUCUCGGUUCAGGAGGACCCAAAGGUAAUACAAAAGUUCAGAUUGCUGAAGCUUUGGAACUUGAUGACUUCAAAGAAUAUCAGAAAUUGGCUUCACGAACUUUUGCUUUACUAUAUCAUAAUUUGACAAACGAAAAAAUAGAAGGGAAACAAGUUAUUUCAAUAGGAAAUGGAAUGUUUUUACAGAAUAAAACUAAUAUAAAACCUCACUUCUUGACCAGAAUGAAAAAUAUAUUCUACAAUGAUGUAUUUAACGUGGACUUUACCAAAGCGGGAGAUGCUAGAAAAAAUAUUAAUGAAUGGGUCAGUAAUAAAACAAGCCAUUUGAUUCCCACUGUUUUGAAGGAACCACUACCACCGACUACUCUUCUUGCUUUAAUCAAUACUUUAUACUUUAAAGGAAAAUGGAAAAAGCCGUUUUCAAACCAUUCAACUACAGAAGGUGAAUUCAAACCGAACAAUCAACCCAUAAUAAAAAUACCGAUGAUGCACAUCAUGGAUAGCAUUGAAUACGGUUUAUUCCCAAAAUACAAAAUUCACAUGAUUAGUAAAUCAUUCAUGAAUCCACGAUUUUCAUUUAUUGUGAUAUUGCCAACUGAACCGGGAAAACUCGAAUAUGCCGAUAAUGUAUUACGUGGUGAAAUCAAACUACCUCAUUUAGUGAGUAAACUUGAAAGUAAACAAGUCGCUUUAUCUUUACCGAAAUUUCGAUUGGAUUUCUCAAUUGAUCUUAUCGAAACAUUGAAAAACAUGUAUAUCACUGAUUUGUUUGAUUCUGCUAAAGCAGAUCUUAGAGGAAUUACGGAUUCUAAAGUACAUGUACAAGUUCUUCAACAAAGUGUUGCUUUAAAAGUAAAUGAAGAUGGUGUAGAGGCAGCAGCUACAACAGUAAUGGGUAUUGGUCUCAGAAGUGCCAGACCUCCUCCCAGUAUUCGUUUUGACGUUAAUGAAUCAUUUAUUUGUUAUGUUUAUGAUAAAAUACUGAAAACUAGUUUGUUUGCCGGUCGCAUAAUUAAACCCGUACCUUUAACGAACAAUAAAUGAAUGAAAUGUGAAGUAUAGUCAAAAUACGAAACAUUCCAUUACGGUAGCAACUAUUGUACACUUGCUCUGAUACUUUACGAAUAAUGUAUUCACUACGUAGCUACAAAUGUAUCAGUUUUAAC